UCCAUUUCGUCCUCCUCCCUUCGCUUUCUCUAGUCCCCUCAGGAUGCCGCUGCCCCCUCCCGCGGGAAGCCUGGUGAAGAGCCUCUGAGUGUCCGUUACCUCUGGGCUCGGGGAGCACCUGGGGAGCCGGGUGUCUCUAGAUUAUUGCUGAUAUGGCUCUUCCACCUCCAGAUCCACAAUUUGUUCUACGGGGUACUAGUGCUGAAGUCCAUACUCUACAUUUUUAUUGUGGAGGCCAAGAACACAAUUACCCCAUUCUAUUCUCUGGGUCUUCCAAUGGGCUGAUCCAUGUCUGGAACCUGAAGACACGCAGGGUGGAUACAAUUCUAGAUGGUCAUGGAGGAAAAUCUGUGCACUGGGUGGAAGCAAUCUAUGGCAGAGACGGGCUCCUCAGCCAGGGUCGUAACCAAACGAUCUGCCUCUGGGACUUGGCAGAAGGAAGGAACACAGUGACAGAUUCUGUUUGACUGGAACGUGGGAUUCUGCAAAGUUCACUGCUGAAGGUGGCACAGGAUAUUGGCUAAUGGCUAUGCCAGGAAAGACUAGAUGAGGUUCAGGUAUUGGAGCUGCCAUCCAAGACAUCAGUUUGUACCUUGAAGCCAGAGGCGGAUGCCAAACCAGGCAUGGUCAUGUGUCUGAAGCUAUGGCAGCCUGACUUUGGUUCAUGUCCUUUUCUUCUGGCUGGCUACGAGGAUGGAUCAGUGAUUCUGUGGAAUUUAUCAGGGGGGAAAAUAUUAAGCCGACUUGCUUGCCACCAGGAGCCAGUGAUGAGCCUUGACUUUGACUCUGAAAAGACGAAGGGGGUCUCAGGCUCAUCUGAGGAGGUGCUUACCGUCUGGAGCCUCGAUGAGCAGCAGAACUUAAAGGUUCAGAAAACACACAAACUCAUCAAUGCUGGGAUUGCUGAUGUUGCCAUCCGCCAGGACAAGAAGAUCCUAGCAACAGCAGGGUGGGAUCAUCGUAUCAGGAUCUUUGGCUGGAAGAAACUGAAGCCCUUGGCAAUACUGGACUACCACACAGCAACUGUCCACUGUGUAUCCUUCUCAAAUCACAGUAGGCCAAGUGAAAGACUGCUGGCAGCUGGCUCCAAAGACCACCGCAUUAGUAUCUGGUCAAUCUAUAAUCAAACCUCGGGUCCUCUGCACUGUCCUUUGGAAACUAGAAAGCCAGACUGAUGAACCAGAAAUUGUUGUGUGAUUAAAAUCUGGCGAUGGGGAAGUAUUAAACCAUCUGCAGUUUGAGUGCAAGUCCCCAGAAGGACCUGUUCACUACAGAAAAUGUUUUGUUGUAGAAGAGAAGCCAACGCUAGGAAGGGAAGAACGGAUAAUUAUGCAGUUAAGGCAAAGGCCUAGCAGAGUUGGAUUCUGUUGCAUCCUCUGCCACAUGCUUCUUUUGGCAAAUUGUUUUGAUUCUUUGUGCCAGUUUCCUCAUCUGUAAAAUGGGGAGAGGUGCUGUCACUCAGUCAUGGUGUAGUCUAGAGUACACUGGUUUCCAAAUCAUAUUGAGAUCCUUAAUGUACGUAAGUGCAAAGAAUCAGUUUUAUGUGAACUUGAACCCAUUAAACCAUCCAUAGAAGUUUCUCAUGUCAGUUACUUUUUCUUCCCCAUAACUGAAAAGCUAUCAGACCAACCUUGAUUUGUUCACACUUCUGUCAGUUUCUAGCUUAAGCGAACAGCCAGGAAUGUGACUAGGGAUACCCUUUGGCAUUUAUGAAUUUUAUUAUGUCCCCUGUCACCUCAAGCCUUGCAAUUAAUCAUAGAAAGAAAAAGGAAUCUUUCCAUGCACUGCAUUGUAAAGCUAUGUAAAGCCUUUUUCAGAGCCAGUGCUAAAUCCUUUCCAUAGACUGACUAGCAGAAGGAUUUAAACUGAGCAAUCCAAUUAGCGCCCUUCUCCUUGGAGAUUUGGGGGUAAAUUUCCAGUAUGGUGAGGCAGGGAUUUGGCUACACAUCUCCCAUUAACAUUAAUGGGAAUAGCAUGGAUAAAACCUUCUGCACUAUCCUGAAAAUAUACCCUUUAGUUUGUCAUCUCAAUGGUCGUGGAAGCUGAAAUCCAUUCCAGAAGUUGAUUGUUUUUGCUUGAGUCAAGGCACAAUGCUAGCAUUCUCUUUUUCAAAUAUAUUUGAGCAGUACAGUCUGUUCGCAGGCCAGGCGAUCUCACCACUUAAUUAAGGUUUGCCAGUAAGGUGCACUUAUAUCUACACCAUAAAAGCAAUUAACAAUGUGACUUUAAAUACAGAGUAAUUUAGAAAUGCUAGGGGGUACUUAGCAUCAGAAAAAAAGUCUGUUCUGCAAAGGGGGAUUUUGGGGAGACCAGUGCUGUUCUGUGGUGUUUUAUUGAAAAGGCUUGUCCCUACCAAUUUAUGGGGCUGGACAUUAAAGGGGAACUGGUCAGAAAUGGACAGCAGCAUCAAAAGACGUCAGAACUACAUUUCAAUAACCAAACUCGUAUAAUGCUGAUGCGAAAGCUAAACAUCAAACCAGGGCCUUCUGUGCACCUGUACCGUACAUGCAGGGAUGAUCUUGUUGAAAAAGUGCUUUCUAACUCUGUACAAGAAAUGUUCCUUAAGUGCCAAGCCCCAGUGUUCUUUCCAUUACAGAACAUAAAACAUACUGCAACAAAGCUUUUACUAAUAAAACUCUGCAAUGUUUAAAGCAGUGUCACACACUGAAA
Messenger RNA from Dermochelys coriacea (leatherback sea turtle), 2670 nucleotides. RefSeq names its product G protein subunit beta 1 like (gene GNB1L). Gene Ontology annotation, molecular function: protein binding. The record is from RefSeq and is a predicted model, not a curated record. Lineage: Eukaryota; Metazoa; Chordata; Testudines; Dermochelyidae.